GCCUCGGCCUCCUAAAGUACUGGGAUUACAGGCAUGAGCCACCGUGCCUGGGCAGGUUUUCUCAUUUCGAAUUUGGUCAGUACCUUCCUCUCAGAGGUGAUUAAAAUGGAUUCAUAUACCAAACAAGACUGGCUCACAGUGGAACUAAUGAGUCUUUUCAGUGAAGGUGCCCUUGUAUCCCUGCUUCUGAACACAUCUCAUCUGUCCAGCACAGCCUGGGCAGUUACCCUGGAACCCCUGCUGAUUGACUGGUGAUGUAGCUUCUGUCUCCCUAAGGCCAGGGAAUGGGAAGACAGCACUGCCACAUGGAGAAGACUGGGGAGUCACUGCCUGUGUCUGUCUGGAGAUAUCAUGGUUUACUGUGGUAAUAGCAAUCCUCAGGUCUCAGAGGCUUAAAGCAACAGAUGUAUAUCUUGUUCAUGCUGUAUAUCCAUCACUUAUUGCUUUAUGUUGUCCGCACUGGGGGACCCAUAGUGAUUAGUGGGAACAUCCCUGUUGCUUGGACAGAGGGACAGAGCAUGAUGAUCUCUGUUUCCUGCCACUGAGGCCUGGUGGCCUUUAAAAUGCCUAUGGGGAGGGAAUUAGGCUCCUGCUGCCUGUUUCUGUCCUGCCUUGUCAGUCCUUGGACAUCUUGCGUGGUCCAUCCCCUACCUGGAUGUGGCCUGUAGGGACAGCCACCUUUCCUAGAAGCAAGAGCAGGUAGCGAUACCCCUGGUAGGGGUGUGGAAAGGAGUGGUGGUGAGGUGACUGAAGGUAGACUCCCACUGGGGACGGGAUUGAGUGUGGGGCUAGAUCCCUGGCUUGUAGAAAGGAGUAGGAACCCUCUGUGAGUUACAUUUUCCCCCUCAGCCCACCUUAACAGGAUUUUAAAGAGCCAGCCGCACUGUGACUCUUGCGUUUGUGCCUGGUCACUUGCUUGGUCUCUGGUGACUUCCCUUGGGGCCAGCAGACACCGGUGGAGGUGAUGAGGCCUCGGGUUCUUUCGCCUCAUGGUUAACUAACUCUCCUUAGGCAUAUUUCCACCUUUUCCAGGGCCUCUGUUUCUUUGCCAGUGGAGUGAGAGGUGGUGGUGUCUCCAGCAGUGGUCCCACUCUUGGUGGGCCAUCAGAGUACCCAGGGAGCUACAUAGAAUGAAGUUUUGAGAGUCUUUGGUCUAGGAGGAUGCCAGCGUUUCAGUUUGCUUAUCUUCCCUUGUAGCAAUAUCAGGCAGGUUAUUCAUAGUAUCUCCCCAUUCAUUUUCUCCCUUAACUGCAGAUGCUUUCAGUUUAGACAGAGCAUGUGGCCAUGUUGGUCGAGCACAGGCCCUGGCAGGGGGGCAGCAUCUAGUGCCUCUGCCAAUGAAAUGCGAAGAUGUGAAGAUGAAUAACACUGUCCAGCUUGCAGAGUGGACGCUGAUUCUGCUUCUCAGAAGAUGCACUAUUAUAGAUACUCUAACGCCAAGGUCAGCUGCUGGUACAAGUACCUCCUUUUCAGCUACAACAUCAUCUUCUGGUUGGCUGGAGUUGUCUUCCUUGGAGUUGGGCUGUGGGCAUGGAGCGAAAAGGGUGUGCUGUCCGACCUCACCAAAGUGACCCGGAUGCAUGGAAUCGACCCCGUGGUGCUGGUCCUGAUGGUGGGCGUGGUGAUGUUCACCCUGGGGUUUGCCGGCUGCGUGGGGGCUCUGCGGGAGAAUAUCUGCCUGCUCAACUUUUUCUGUGGCACCAUCGUGCUCAUCUUCUUCCUGGAGCUGGCUGUGGCCGUUCUGGCCUUCCUGUUCCAGGACUGGGUGAGGGACCGGUUCCGGGAGUUCUUCGAGAGCAACAUCAAGUCCUACCGGGACGACAUCGACCUGCAGAACCUCAUCGACUCCCUUCAGAAAGCGAACCAGUGCUGUGGUGCGUAUGGCCCUGAAGACUGGGACCUUAACGUCUACUUCAACUGCAGUGGCGCCAGCUACAGCCGAGAGAAGUGUGGGGUCCCCUUCUCCUGCUGCGUCCCGGAUCCUGCGCAAAAAGUUGUGAACACACAGUGUGGAUAUGAUGUUAGGAUUCAGCUGAAGAGCAAGUGGGACGAGUCCAUCUUCACGAAGGGCUGCAUCCAGGCGCUGGAGAGCUGGCUCCCGAGGAACAUUUACAUUGUGGCCGGCAUCUUCAUUGCCAUCUCGCUGCUGCAGAUAUUUGGCAUCUUCUUGGCGAGGACCCUGAUAUCAGACAUCGAGGCGGUGAAGGCCGGCCAUCACUUCUGAAGAGUUGAGGGAGCCGAGCUGAGCCACGCUGGGAGGCCAGAGCCUUUCUUUGCCGUCAGCCCUACGUCCAGAGGGAGAGGAGCCGACACCCCUGGAGCCAGCACUCCAUCUUCAGCAUCAGCGUGAUAUGACCUCUCUGUUUCUCCUUGCUGGUGCUGAAGACCAAGGGGUCCCCUUGUUACCUGCCCAAACUUGUGAUUGCAUCCCUGCUGGGGUCUUCCCAGAGACAGAAUGUGUCUUUAUGUGGGAGUGGUGACUCUGAAGGACAGAGAAGGCUCCUGUGACUCAGAAGGACAGAGAAGGCUGCCAGGAGGGCUUGACUCAGUCCCCCUGCAGCUCUGCAGGACGUCUGCAGGACACCCUGGCCCCCUCUCCACUGGCGUCCAGACAUCUGCUUUGGGUCAUCCACAUCUGUGGGUGGGCCGUGGGUAGAGGGACCUGAAGACGUGGACAGGGCAUUUCUUUCCAUCAAGCCAAGCAGCACGGGGACCUGCCUGUAACUGGGGAGGCAGACGGGGCCCCGCUGGGCCUCUGAGUGCCAUUGUGGUCUGCGGGGGCAUGCACACAUCAGGGGUUGUUUGCAGGAUCCUCAGCCAUGUUCAAGUGAAGUAAGCCUGAGCCAGUGCGUGGACUGGUGCCACGGGAGUGCCUUGUCCACUGCCCCGCCAUGUCUGCCAGCUGUUCUCCUGGUGCCAGAACUGCCUCUGGUCUUGACAGCAUUAAGCCCUGGUGGCGAUGGUGGGGCGGUGGACAUGGUUCUUCACUGAGAGCCGGCUCUCCUUUUCUUAAAGUGUGUAAAUAGUUUAUUUAUAGGGGUAAGAAUGUUCUCACACCAUUUCACUUCCUCUUCCUCUCCUCCAGCAUUCUUCUUUGAGCAGCCUUACAUGGUGUCCACGGCUGGAGCCGACCCUUUGAGUCCCCUUGAAUGUCUUAAGAACCAGCCCGUAACAGCCUCUCCUUCCCUUCCAUAUACUACAGCCUCCCUCCAUGGAUCCCACACACAAGCACUCGCCCACUCGCCCACUCCCCAGCGUGGCCUCACUGUCUUCUGUCCUUGGUGCUACUGAAAUUGUCAGCCAGAACUUGAAUCCUGACCCUCCCCACUGCAAGCCUGGGGAGCCUUAGCCCAAGGUGGCCAGCCCGAAACUGUUGGCCAGGACUUCUCUUUCGGCUGUGUACCCAGGACUGGCCAGCCUGCCAUUUGUCUCUCUCUGGACAGCCGUUCUGCAGCCAGGCCCAGGGUCAAGCCAUGACCCCAGGCUGCAGCUGCUCAGAAGCUCUGGCGUUUUGUUUCUGACUUAAGUGGUGACCGCCCCCCACCCCCCACCAUAGGAUAUCAGUGGUGAGUGGUCCACCCUUCCUGUCAGGGCUGUUCUGGGGCUUGCUCUUGGAAAUGAAGUCUUCUUAAAUACUGAGUAAUACCCCUGGGGAUAGCUGGGACAUUUGUCCAGCUGGGCUGCUUUCUAAUGCUUUGCCAUAGCUCAUACCACUUGUCUCAUCGUUCAGGGAUUGAGUGCAACCUUCAGUUACUUGCUGGAGUGUACAUUCUAGUGUGGUGUAUACCAGUGGCUGUUGAUGAUGAUGUCGUCAUCUUUUUUUCCUUUCUCUUUUCUUUCUUUUCUUUUUUUUUUUUUUUUUUACAAUUUUCUGUAGACUAGGAGAAGAAGAAUGCUUGUGUUUUUAGGAAGUGUGAUGCUUCUCUUUGACUGCCAAACUCUUUUAUGGAAUAUAUCUUUAUAUUAAUGCUGUUGUUUUGGUCGUUUUUGUUUGGGGUCACUAUCAAGAUGCUGCUAUGCAUCUCAGUGGUGAACGCAGCUGCCAGAGGAACCAAGGGAGAGGGUAUGUAGACUUUACCGAAGGGUGGAUAGUAAAGGCGGUUCGUCGAUAGCACAACCUGGCAUACAUUUUAUUGAGUGAUUUUUUUUUUAAGAUUCUGUACGGCGGCACUUUCAUUAUCCCUUGUGUGCAGGCUGCAGCCAGCACACUUGGCUUGUGGUCUAUCCCCAGCUGUGUGUGCUGGAGAAACUUCAACUCCAUAGGUCUAGAAGAAACAUUAUUUUAGGCUAUUUCUGUCCACCCUGGGUGAUACUAUUUAUUGAUCCAAGCAAAAGAGCUUGGGGAUGCCGAGUCAAAUUGCGAUGCAGAGUUGAAGUCUGUGCACUGCCACUGCAUGAGCUGUGUGUGUCCUGGGCAUGCUGGCCUGUCUGUGAAGGGGGUUGGUGACGGUGCCCGCUUCACUACGUGCCUCUGGCCCAGCCUCCCAUGGGGAAGUGGGUGGCCGCAGACCCUGCCUGCUAGUGUGUUGGCGCUAAAACCUCCUGGAAGGCUCCUGCAGGCCUGAUCCUUCUAUUUCUGUAGACCCAGUUCAGGAUGAAGUCUAAGUGUGACUUCUGCAGAGUUGGGUUUGUCUUUUGCCAUUUUCGGCCAUGUCAUGUGACUCUGAAUAAUUGGAUGAGGAAUGGAAGGAAAGCAAGGAUGAGAGCCGGGCAUGUGGCAGUCUCCACCCAGGAUGGGCUGUCUGCACAGAGGCACAGGGCAGGCCUCCUGUGCACUCCCCACCCAGCACUGGCCUGCCCUGAAUCCCCACCUUCCCUGGUUGGAGGUCUGCUGUGGCAUCUGCACCCUGUCCUCACCCCACCAUGCACAUACUCACUUUAAAGUCUUGGGGUCCUUCCUGUACCCCCUCCCCGAUCCCGGUCCACCCCCUUUCAGGAUCUUGCCAUGUUAUUUUUCCCGUCCCCUAUCCCUGUCACUAGCCUGCCUUUCCCCAUCCUAAAAACUUGGCUGUGGCCCUGUGGCUGCCUCCCUUUCUUUCCCAGGCAGCUUCUUAUCUGGGUUGCUUGUACCCCUCCUUUCCACCACCCACCACACUGCAUGUAGCUGAAAGCUGCCUAUCCCAGCUGUCAACCCAGACCUUCCUUUGGCCUCUGUAGCACCGGACACCGCACCUCCUGAAAGUCCUCUGCUUCAGAGGCCCUGGCUUGCCAGUUCUCUGACCUCUCUCAUCUGUCUGCUCAGGACUCCACUGCAGCUGUCCUUACUGGCCUCCAGGGAAUCCCACUUCCCACAGGACAGGGCUGUGGGCUGGGCAGAAAAACCCAUCUGCACGGUCCACAAGAAACCUGGCACUCAGUUUCUCCAUGAAUAUCAAUGAAAACUGAUGGAUACAGAACCUUCCUGGAACAUAGAAUUUCUCCAGGAGAUACCCAGAGGCCACUGGGGAGGUGACAGGCACGCAUGUGAGUGUAGAUGGCUGCAAUGUUGGUCCCAGCAGCAGAGAGGGUCUCAGUCUCAACAGGGAGCCCACCUGAUGGUUUCUCAGCCAGCAGUCUCAGAGGAAUAUAGACUGCAGAGAAAGGAGAGAAGUAGCAGUGGUCUUGGCACCUAAGGCAUCCUGCUGUCAUGGGAAGGUCUCUGCCCAGGUAUCAGGUGCAUCAGCCUGUCGCCCACUGGUUCAAAGCUUUCAGCUGUGCUGGGUGAGGGUGGGUGGUAGAGUGCUGAAUGACCUUCAUGGGUGGGCAUUUCCAGCUCUAUGGUCAACGGGGUGUCUGUCCACAAAAUCACAGGGUUUUUAGGUUGUGUGUUUGGGGCUAUGGGAACCUGUCCCCCAUGAUGGAUCUUGGUAGGGACACCUCCCUGUGCUUGUGUCUGUCGUGCCCGGGAGGAUGCUGCCCGGCCUUCCAGGGCAGGUGACCAUCUGCAGCCGUGUCCUCAUUCAUCUAGAUGCCUUCCAGAAAUCUGGGGAGCCAUACACCUUUAGAGCCUUUUUAGCUCCUUAUCAAGUUGGCAAGGCUUGGCCAUUCAUGUUCAAGGCUGCAUUAAAGGCACGUUCAUUCUCAAAUGUUUUUGGCGUCUCCAGGGUGCCUCAGGAAAACGUGAAGUGGGCAUUGUAGAACUUGGGACUACUGUGUAACCUUGGAAGAAGAAGUUAAGGGUACAUAAGUGGAUACUGUUUUGAUGAAAUUGCCAACUUCAGUGAGCCCAGUUUUGGGAAGGAGGACAUGAGUAUUCCUUACAAGGGUCUGAAACAAUUUUUUCUUCACUCAGCUUUCUUUUUGUGUGCUGCAUCUUAUAUUCCAUCAGGGGCUUCCAAUGCAUGGUAGUAACUGUCAGAACUGGCCGGGCGCAAGUGGCUCACACCUGUAAUCCCAGCACUUCGGAGGCCAAGGCAGGCGGAUCACUUGAGGCCAGGAAUUCAAGACCAGCCCAGCCAACAUGGUGAUACCCCAGCUCUACUAAAAAUACAAAAAUUAGCUGGGCAUGAUAAUGCAUGCUUGUUGUCCCAGCUGCUUGGGAGGCUGAGGCAGGAGAAUCACUUGAACCUGGGAGGCGGAGGUUGCAGUGAGCCAAGAUCAAGCCACUGCACUCCAGCCUGGGUGACAGAGGACACUCCAACUUAAAAAAUAAAAUUAAAAAAAACUACCAGAAUAAAUUAUCACCUUGGACCAUAAUUUUGUCACCUCAAACAACUUUUAAACUAGUCUUUUAAAAAAGUAUACUUAAAUAAAAAUCUAAACAUAGAAUGUAAAA
Messenger RNA from Sapajus apella (tufted capuchin), 6754 nucleotides. RefSeq names its product tetraspanin 14 (gene TSPAN14). The record is from RefSeq and is a predicted model, not a curated record. The coding region runs from base 1412 to 2224 and encodes 270 amino acids. Gene Ontology annotation, biological process: protein localization to plasma membrane; regulation of vascular endothelial growth factor signaling pathway; protein maturation. Lineage: Eukaryota; Metazoa; Chordata; Mammalia; Primates; Cebidae. The transcript is spliced from 9 exons. Gene Ontology annotation, cellular component: membrane.